UUAGAAACCACUGUCCAUUUAUCACCCUCCCCCUUAGUCCAGUCAUCAUCUUCUCAACGCCAGAUUGGCAUUGAGAAGUCCUUUGAAACAUCUUGCCCUACAGUCCCAAAUAAGGCAUCAUCUUUCAGUUCAAAUGCAGUUGAAAACCUGGAAUGUCACUUUUGGAAAAAACAACUAGAAAGCAGGAGAACUUUACCCUCUUUG
Molecule: messenger RNA, 204 nt
Organism: Rangifer tarandus platyrhynchus (Svalbard reindeer)
Lineage: Eukaryota; Metazoa; Chordata; Mammalia; Artiodactyla; Cervidae
Source: the annotation of a GenBank genome assembly